GAGAGAGAGAGAGAGAGACAGAGACAGAGAGAGAGAGCAAAGCGCGAACGAGAGAUUUGUACAUUUGUAGCCUACAGACGUCGAUUGAUAAACGUUUUCAUCUGAAACAAGAAGACAGCAAAGUAGGUCUACCAACACAGAGGGAGAAAAGUAGUCUACAUUGCGCGCUGUUCAUACAAAGGUUUCAGUCAAUGUGUAGUGGGCCACUCCAAGGCAGACACACUCCUCCUAUGUGUCCUUGUCCAGUCCUUGUGUGAUCUGAUCUGGGACCAGUGGGAUAAAUGAGUGGCCUGGCUGAGGAGCGCAGCGUUGGGACACCCCACAAAGCACACACAGUAGGAUGUCGUGGGUCCGAGGCUUCUUCGUAGCCAAAGUGGACGAACGAAAGACCGCGUGGGGGGAGCGCAAUGGCAGCAAGUCCAACAAGCGGAAGAACGGUCGCUCAGGGUCGUCUCUCUGCAAGCCCCGCUGCAUGAGCUGCCUGCGGGACGCUGAGGACCUGGAUCCCACCCCUCCCACCCCCCAGCACUACCACCGUGGAGGAGGGGAGUCCGGCCUCAGCGGAGGGGGUAACUUUGGGAUGCGCUGUGGCUGGCAGGAGGACCACUAUGGGAAACGGACCGGGGUCGCGGGAGACCUGGGGUUGAAGGCUGUGGAUCUGGGGUUCGAUGACGGAGACCUGACAGGGAGGAAAGGUCCAGGGGAGGAGGAUUUGGGGGAAAGAAUGGGGGAGGACGGAGGAACAUGCAAAGCCUUCACAGCCGCCGAGUGCUGGAUGCGUGUUGUACGAGUGUUCCAGUCGAAAAAGUUCACGUCGGCGAAACUGGAAUGUCUGUACCAGCGCUACUUCUUUAGGCUCAACCAGAGCUCUCUGACUAUGCUGAUGGGUGUCCUUGUCAUAGUAUGCGGCGUCAUGCUAGCCUUCCACUGUGUCCACGCUCCACCCGACGUAGCCUACGCCUCGGUGCUCUCCGUGGCCAUGGCCCUCUUCCUGUCCAUGAUGGUGGUGUGCAACAGGAACGGCUUCCACCAGGACUACAUGUGGAUCGUCAGCUACCUGGUGAUCGGGGUGCUACUGGUGGUCCAGGUGUUCGGGGUGUUGAUGGUUGCCCCCCGGAGCGCCUCUGAGGGGAUCUGGUGGUCCGUGUUCUUUAUAUACAUAAUCUAUACGCUGUUGCCGGUGAGGAUGAGAGCUGCAGUGCUGAGUGGAGGGGUACUGUCUACCAUACACCUCAUCACCGCAUGGCAACUCAACCAGGACGAUGUUUUCCUAUGGAAACAGCUGAGUGCCAACGUGCUGAUCUUCCUGUGCACCAACAUGAUAGGUAUCUGUACCCACUACCCUGCUGAGGUAUCUCAGAGACAGGCCUUUCAGGAGACCAGGGGGUACAUCCAGGCCCGGCUCUACCUACAGAGAGAGAAUCAGCAACAGGAGCGCCUGUUACUGUCGGUGCUGCCGAGGCACGUUGCCAUGGAGAUGAAGGCAGAUAUCAAUGCCAAGAAGGAAGAUAUGAUGUUCCACAAGAUUUACAUCCAGAAACAUGACAACGUCAGUAUACUGUUUGCAGACAUCGAAGGAUUCACCAGCCUGGCAUCACAAUGCACCGCACAAGAGUUGGUCAUGACACUGAAUGAACUUUUCGCUCGCUUCGACAAACUAGCUUCGGAGAACCACUGUCUGAGGAUAAAGAUCCUUGGGGACUGCUACUACUGUGUGUCUGGACUGCCUGAGCCCAGGGCCGACCAUGCACAUUGCUGUGUGGAGAUGGGAGUGGACAUGAUAGAGGCCAUCUCGCUGGUGAGAGAGGUCACAGGGGUCAAUGUGAACAUGCGUGUGGGUAUCCAUAGCGGCAGGGUCCACUGUGGGGUGCUGGGACUCAGGAAGUGGCAGUUUGACGUGUGGUCCAACGACGUCACUCUAGCCAAUCACAUGGAGGCAGGGGGUGCGGCAGGGCGUAUCCACAUCACCAAGGCCACCCUACAGUACCUGAAUGGGGACUAUGAGGUCGAGCCGGGGUUCGGAGGGGACAGGAAUGCCUAUCUGAAGGAGAAAAACAUUGAGACAUUCCUGGUGCUGGGGUGCAGCCAGAAAAGGAAAGAGGAGAAGGUAGCGAUGGCCAAGAGUGCCAUGAUGCAGCGGGUACGUGCCAACUCCACUGAGGGCCUGAUGCCACGCUGGGUACCCGACACAAGGUUCUCCAGGACCAAGGACUCCAAGGUCUUCAGACAGAUGGGUAUCGAUGAAACAUCCAGACAAGACAACCGCUGUGCCCAAGAGGCCUUGAACCCUGAGGAUGAGGUGGAUGAGUUUCUGGGCCGAGCCAUCGACGCCCGCAGCAUAGACCAACUCCGUAAAGAUCACGUCAAGAAGUUCCUCCUCACCUUCCAGACUAAAGAGUUAGAGAAGAAGUACUCUAAGAAGGUGGAUGAUCGUUUUGGAGGCUACGUGGCCUGUGGUCUGUUAGUCUUCUGCUUUAUCUGUUUCAUCCAGAUCAUCAUCUUCCCACACACUCCUCUCAUGCUGGGUCUCUACAUCAGCAUCUUCAUCAUCCUCGUCAACAUCCUCUUCAUCUGUGCCAUCUACUCCUGCAUCAAGCUCUUCCCAGCUGCCUUGCAGACGGUGACUAAGAAGAUAGUCCAGUCUCGUACCAAUAGUACCCUGGUGGGGGUCCUCACCAUCAUACUCCUCUUCAUGUCUGCCUUCAUUAACAUGUUUACCUGUGACAGAGAGGGCCUGGUGGACUGUGUGAUGCGUGAGCGUAACCUGUCCUCCAGUCUGGUGACUCUGUGUCUACUACACAACCUGACACAGUCAGCACAGGACGGACUGACCCUGUGCCCCAGCCAGCUCACACCAUGCCACUUCCCUGAGUAUUUCUGUUACAGUGUUCUCCUGACCCUGCUGGCCUGCAGUGUGUUCCUCCACAUCAGUAGUAUAGGCAAGCUCGCCCUGAUGGUGCUGAUCCAGGUUACCUUCCUGCUGCUGGUGGAGUGGCCCCAGGUGGCCCUGUUCGACAACGCAGACCUGCUGCUCACCGCCAACACCCUCUCUUUCACACCAUUGAAUGACUCUCUAGAUUGGUUUCCUAGUUUCAAUGAAACAGUUACAGAGACAUGCCAGGAGAGUGUGACCAAGGUGUCUCUAAAGGUCAUGACCCCUGUCAUCCUGACGGUGUUCGUCCUGGCUCUGUACCUACACGCUCAGCAGGUUGAGUCCACUGCACGCCUCGACUUCCUGUGGAAGCUGCAGGCUACAGAGGAGAAAGAGGAGAUGGAGGAGCUUCAGGCCUACAACCGCCGCCUCCUCCACAACAUCCUGCCUAAAGACGUGGCCGCCCACUUCCUGGCGCGGGAACGGCGUAACGACGAGCUCUACUACCAGUCCUGUGAGUGUGUGGCUGUCAUGUUCGCCUCCAUCUCCAACUUCUCUGAGUUCUACGUGGAGCUGGAGGCCAACAACGAGGGAGUGGAGUGUCUCAGGCUGCUCAACGAGAUCAUCGCAGAUUUUGACGAGAUCAUCAGUGAAGACAACUUCCGCCAGCUGGAAAAGAUAAAGACCAUUGGUAGUACCUACAUGGCUGCCUCUGGCCUCAACGACUCUACCUACGACCGUGAGGGACGAUCACACAUCCUGGCUCUGGCAGACUACGCUAUGAGACUUAGGGAACAGAUGAAGUACAUCAACGAACACUCCUUCAAUAACUUCCAGAUGAAGAUAGGUCUCAACAUGGGUCCGGUGGUGGCCGGGGUGAUCGGGGCCAAGAAGCCCCAGUAUGACAUCUGGGGGAACACUGUCAAUGUGGCCAGUCGUAUGGACAGCACCGGAGUCCCAGACUGCAUACAGGUGACCACAGACCUGUACCAUGUCCUGGUAAACAAAGGCUACCAACUGGACCACAGAGGCCUGGUCAAGGUGAAGGGGAAGGGAGAGAUGACCACCUACUUCCUGACCAGUGGUCCCAAUGGUACCCAGGGCAGUUAACCACGACGGUCACGGGACUACCGCUGGCUGCUCAUACAUGAAGAAGAGAGAGAUGGAAAGGAAGAGAGAGGGAGAGCGGGAGAGCGGGAAGUGGGUGUGUGAGAAAAGAGAGUGAGACAAGAGAGAAAGAAAGAAACGGUUCAAAGCCAUGAAGGAAAUGUGUUUGUGUGCGAUCAUGUAUUGUUAUGCACACUACUUUAGGUUUGGGUCUAAAAUGGCUCCCUGUAUAGGCCCAGGGCCCUGGUCAAAAUGAAUGCACUGUAUAGAGAAUGGGGUGCCAUAUGGGACGCACACCAGGAAUUCCGUUCUUACUUCAAGGCUUAUGACACAAAGCUACUUGAAAGAUAUAAUUAAAUAAUUAUAAUGAAGACCUAUUGCCUUAGAAGGAAAUUACUGAACAAAAGGCUACAUUUGUUUUGUCGUGAGCUACACAACAAAUACUUCACAUCCGGAGCUAUUAUUUAUUUUUCACUGAAAUGGAUGGAUUUUUUUGUUGUCGUGACGACCUUGUAACAAAAUCUAUAUAUGUAUUAUAUGAAAUAUUCAAGGAUAAGAUGAAAACGACCAAAGAACAAAUGUUUUAUUAUGAGGGACUGACUCUACACACAUCAACCAAUUUCUGUUCGAAAUGACUGCAGAAUGAACAACUGACAUGACUGCGGAUCGAACAACUGACAUGACUGCGGAUCGAACAACUGAAAUGACUGAAGAUUGAACAACUGCAAAUCUGUUGUUUUUCAGCUUUUUCUUUCUUGUCACUUUUGACAACAAAGGCCACGGAAAAAAACGUCAUUGUCUUUGAUAGCGGCGAACACAUUGUUUUUGACUUGAUAUGCUUGAUAAUAUGAAGGAGAGCUGAGAAAUCUGUCUUUGAUUGUGCACUGCGAACGAAGAGAGACCACACACACACACACAGAGCAGCCUUGGAUUGGAUUUCUGUGUUCCUUUCAGGACCUCUAUUGUGUGCAGGCUAAUUCUAACCCACAUAAGGUUGUGUUUCUCUUUUCUAUGUAUCGUCAAUGACUUUCUCUCUCUAGAUGUAUUUUUUGGUACAAGCCAAAACAGAAAUUUUAGUGAAGGACAAACAAACAACUGCAUUGCUACCAUGGUACUGGAGAGAUUGUUUUAAUUGCUAUGAGAUGUUUUAUAUGAAAUACGUGUGUGCGUGGGAGGGUAACUGUAUGCUGUUCUUUAUCUUUAAAGGGGCAUAAUUCUUCACUGUGAGGUUUUUAAAGAUUCUGUAUGACAAAUGGGUUGUUUCCCAAAUGACACCCUAUUCCCUAUAUAGUGCACUACUUUUGACCAGAGCCGGGCUCUGGUCAAAAGUAGUGCACUACAUAGGGAAUAGGGUGCCAUUUUGGAUGCAACCAUGCCAAAUUGAUGCUGCAAGGCAUGCGUGUUGUUUUUAUAUCUUAUACUUUGGAGUUGUGUGUUCAUUCCUGAUUUAUGUUUGUUGAUUUAUUUAAAUCACCUUUACUUCAUGCCAUUUAUUUUACUGUGAUUAUGAUCACAAUUCCAUUCCAAAUUCAUUCUAAAAACCCACAAAUUGAUUUUGGAUUGUGUUAAAACAUAUGGGCAAGGAGGUGGUCAUAUACACACAGUGGGCCUAUAGCCUACAGUACAAUGUUACAGGAGAAUACACAAAGGUUUUCUGGCUGUUACCUUGAAGUAAGAGGUACAUCAAUGGUAGUAUCUGUACUCCAUAGUAUUUCACACCAUCCAAUAGUAUUGGUAUCUAAUAGUAUUUGGCACAUAGAAGCUCUUUACCCCACAAAGGAGUACUGUAUUUUGAAACUUAUCUUAUGAAUGUACGAAAAUAACAAAAUAUACUGUAUGUCUAUGGUGACACCACUACUACUCAUUAUUUUUGUGGUACAAACAUUAUCUGGCUUGUAUUGAAAGAAAUUACCAGUUUUAAUGGUGCCAGUACAGGCUCCCGGAUCAGGACAGGGACGUGGCCUUUUCUGUUAUACCAACAUGGCAAAAGGGUUCAGGGAGAGGAAGAGCUACUGCUGUAUUAUGUGAAGUACUAUUGCAUAGAAAUGAAGGUUUAUGUCCCUUGAUCCCACUUAUUCACUGUACUGUAUCAGGGAGUACGUUACAGUAUGAAGGGCCUACCGUGGUGACUUGGGGUCUCUGUCCAUCUUUUUCCUCAACCUAUGUCAUGUUCAUUAGGAACAGAAGAAAAUAAGUGAAACAGGAAGGUACUACAGUACCUGAACUUGUCAAAUAAGAAAUGGCUUGUUUAGGUUUUUCGUAGCAAAACGGUUUUCUACUGUGUGCCCUAAUGAACACGAGCCUGCUGAUCCUGAGCAACCUGUGUGUAAGAGGGAUCUCUGAAUGAAGUUGUAUUUGUUCCCCCUUUUCUUUUUUCUCUUCCCAUUAGUCUCUUACUGUAUUUGAGUUGAAAGGCCAACAAAAUACUGUUUGUUUGUUUUUCCAUUCCAAAAAUAACAAUAUAGCAGAAUUGAAGAAAUGAAAUGGUAAUCUGGUUUGAUUUCCCCUUAAAACAAAAUCAAUAAAUUACUGUUUUGUAUUAUUGAUUAUUAUAAUUUAGUUAUUAUUCUGUUAUUAUUCAGUCUCUUCCCCUAAUCAAUGUGCAAUGUAGGCCUAUGUGUUUUGCUGCUGUUUCAUUGCAAUGCACAUUUUAUUAAAAUAAUAAGUUGGAUAA
This is a messenger RNA of Coregonus clupeaformis (lake whitefish), 6653 nucleotides long. RefSeq names its product adenylate cyclase type 6. NCBI's taxonomy places the organism in Eukaryota, Metazoa, Chordata, Actinopteri, Salmoniformes, Salmonidae. Gene Ontology annotation, molecular function: adenylate cyclase activity. Gene Ontology annotation, cellular component: plasma membrane. The record is from RefSeq and is a predicted model, not a curated record. The transcript has 23 exons. Gene Ontology annotation, biological process: intracellular signal transduction; adenylate cyclase-activating G protein-coupled receptor signaling pathway; adenylate cyclase-inhibiting G protein-coupled receptor signaling pathway. The coding region runs from base 341 to 3982 and encodes 1213 amino acids.